Molecule: messenger RNA, 1322 nt
Organism: Cuculus canorus (common cuckoo)
Lineage: Eukaryota; Metazoa; Chordata; Aves; Cuculiformes; Cuculidae
Gene: LSM12
Product: LSM12 homolog
Exons: 5
Coding region: 50-634 (194 amino acids)
Molecular function (GO): RNA binding
Source: RefSeq, a predicted model, not a curated record
CCCGCCCCUCACGCCCGCAACCCCCCCGCCCAGCCGCUGCGCCGAGAAGAUGGCGGCGCCGGGCGAGUACUUCAGCGUGGGCAGCCAGGUCUCCUGCCGCACCUGCCAGGAGCAGCGCCUGCAGGGCGAGGUCGUCGCCUUCGACUACCCCAGCAAGAUGCUGGCUCUUAAAUGCCCAUCUUCCAGCGGAAAGCCCAAUCACGCAGAUAUCCUGCUUGUAAACUUACAGUAUGUUUCAGAAGUGGAAAUAAUCAAUGACCGCACGGAAACGCCUCCUCCUUUAGCCUCACUCAACGUUAGCAAGCUCGCCAACAAAGCUCGGACGGAGAAGGAAGAGAAGAUGAGCCAGGCGUAUGCAAUUAGUGCUGGUGUCUCCCUGGAGGGACAGCAGCUCUUCCAGACUAUACACAAGACCAUUAAAGACUGUAAAUGGCAGGAGAAAAACAUAGUUGUGAUGGAAGAAGUCGUUAUUGCCCCUCCCUAUCAAGUGGAAAACUGUAAAGGCAAAGAGGGGAGCGCGCUGAGUCACGUACGCAAAAUAGUGGAGAAGCACUUCCGCGACGCGGAGAGCCAGAAGGUGCUGCAGCGUUCCCAAGCCCCGCCGACACAGAAGGAGACGUCCCUCUCGUCCUGAGGCCGCCAUGUGCCGGGGUCCCCCUGCCCUCCCCUUGCCAGGGUGGCCGCGGCAGAGGGCGGGGGGGGACACCUUUUAUCCCCCGAUCAAGCUCAUUACCGGGGAGGGGCCCCCCCCCCCCCCCCCCCGAUUCCAGACCUUAGACUUUAAUCCAACGAGAAAAGAGAAUAAUUUAAACUCACGAUUACCUGACUAACCGCAUUCUUUGCUGCCACAUCCCACCCACCGCGCAGACCCCUCGCUUACAGGUUUUGCCCUCUUUUUUUUCCUUCUCUCCCCACCUCCCCCCCCCUUUGCAGAAGGGGCCCCUUUCCCCCCCAACCCUUAGUGUGUGGGGGGGGGCUGUGGUGGCUGAGCCGGGACCCUGUGACCAGUGCGGCCUCCUUUUCAUUGGUUUGCACAGGGCAAGGCUUGAAUUUCUCUCUAUUUUUUGUCUCUUUGACUCCCUGGGUCUUUAUGGAAACCCGGGGUCGUGGCAGACCCCCCGAUCUGCAGCCCCCCGGGCAUGGAUGGGGUUUCCCCCUUUUUAUUUUUCCAUUUUUCCCCAUUUCUGCCUCUUUUUGAAGUUUUCCUUCCCCCUGUGGCCGCGCCCCCUCCGCCCCCGUUUUGUUUUUAAAGAACGGGCCGGGGCCCGGUUCCCGCCCUGCCUCGGGAGGAGGGAAACGUGGAGAAAAAAAAAGAUUUAAAA